AUGAGCACAUCCAGCCACCCGCCUGGCAGUUCCGGCUCGCCCGACUUUAGAGCAUCAGCUGGCACAAGCAGCACCGCGAUCGACAAUGGUGCCCCGCGCAUGCGAUUACCAGCGCGAUCGCUUCCUGCCUGGAUCGAUUCAUACGAAACACGGUACGGCAAGCCAGCUGAAGACCAACUUCAACUACUGUCACCCCCAGCACGAACCGUCCCACCUCAUCACAAUCACUUGCCUAAGGAGCCUGAUCGUCGGGUGUCGCGAGAUGGCUAUGUCGACUUGACUGGCGACCCUAUCUUAGAGAAAGCUCGCCCGAACACGAAUGUCCGACUUACGGACUUCUUCCGCGGCAAGGGCGCGCAACACGGCAGAAAGUGGGAUCACCUACGGACUGCAGAACCCGUCAUCGUAUCGGCACACAGGCCCGCAACCCAAGGCCCAACAGCAGCAUGGAAAGACUUUCUCCAGUCGUCAGCCUACGGGCACAUGGAAGGCGAACAGUCGGAGGUUGUGGACGUCAGCAUGCUGGAUAGGCUGCAACCCGGUUUUAAUAAGCGGUACGACUCGCAUGCACACCGAGAUUUGGAGAAGGGAUCCACGAAACAGAGGAGAACAAAGACGAUUCGGCAAAGAAUGUGGUCUCUCAUUCUACGACACUACCUAGUACCCCUGGUUUUCCGACUGACGGUCAUGUUCACGUCCAUCAUCGCGUUAGCUAUCGCAGCCCGGAUUUACGAAAAGGAGAACGCCAAGAGCAGCGUCAGCCCGGAACGGGCGCAAAGUAUUGUCGCGAUCGCCGUCGACACAGUCGCAGUGCCAUACAUUGGGUAUAUGCUUUGGGACGAGUACACGGGCAAACCACUGGGCCUCCGACCGGCCAUCCAGAAAAUUGCCCUCAUCCUGCUUGACCUCUUCUUCAUUAUAUUCAAAUCAGCCAGCACCACCCUGGCAUUCGAAUCGCUAGUCUUCCAUAACGUCGAAGCAGGGCAAGUGAGGCAAUUAAGCCAGGCCCUGGCGUCUUUUAUGCUGGCUGGGCUGCUAGCGUGGACCUUGAACUUCAUGGUUAAUAUUUUCCGAACGGUUCAACGACUUGGAGGCGGCGAGGAUGAAAGCUCUCACGAUCGCAUGUAG
Colletotrichum orchidophilum is the source of this 1128-nucleotide messenger RNA. RefSeq lists its product as uncharacterized. Bases 1 to 1128 code for a protein of 375 amino acids. The record is from RefSeq and is a predicted model, not a curated record. The transcript has 2 exons. Gene Ontology annotation, cellular component: cell periphery; fungal-type vacuole. NCBI's taxonomy places the organism in Eukaryota, Fungi, Ascomycota, Sordariomycetes, Glomerellales, Glomerellaceae. Gene Ontology annotation, biological process: positive regulation of catalytic activity.